AUGAAGGAGGCUCAAGGAGCUUGUGCCUCGGCUGCACCUGUCUUUCAGGAGACCCCAGAUAAAGUGUCGCAAGAGGUGGAGCGUAUCGCGCAGAUGUUCACCAUCGAUGGAGACUCUCUUCGGCGCAUAACUGAUCACUUCGUCCAAGAGCUUGAGAAAGGCCUCGGCAAUGAAGACAGCGAUAUUCCUAUGAAUGUGACGUGGGUGAUGAACCAGCCGACGGGAUACGAAACAGGUUCAUAUCUCACCGUAGAUAUGGGCGGUACGAACCUUCGCGUCUGCAACGUGACCUUGACCGAGGAGAAAGGAGGAUGCGAAUUGACGCAGCACAAAUUCAAGCUCCCCAAGCACAUGAGACAGUGUACUGCAGAUGAGCUCUGGGCCUUCAUCGCCGACCGCAUCCAAGACUUCAUUGAGGAGCAGCAUCUCACACCGCCCGAGUCGGAGAAACUUCCCCUUGCCUUCACAUUCUCUUACCCCGUCACUCAAGACAAUAUCCGACACGGCGUCCUCCAACGUUGGACAAAGGGGUGGGACAUUUCCGGUGUCGAAGGACACGACGUGGUAGCACAGCUGGAGCAAGCUCUUGAGCAGAAGAGCAUCCCCGUACGGGUCGUAGCGCUGGUCAACGACACGACCGGAGCACUAAUUGCAUCCGCCUACAAAGACCCCGACGUAAAGAUCGGCAGCAUUCUGGGCACUGGCUGCAACGCCGCCUACAUGGAAAAAUGCGGCCGCAUCCCGAAGAUCGCCUCCCACAACCUUCCCACCGACCAGCUGGUCGGCAUCAACACCGAGUACGGCGCCUUUGACAACAGCCACAAAGUCCUCCCGCGAUGCAGGUUCGACCUCGAGAUCGACCGCGCCUCCCCACGGCCGGGACAGCAGACGUACGAGAAGAUGGUAGCCGGUCUCUACACCGGGGAGCUUUUCCGGUUGAUCAUCGUUCACUUGCACGAGACCGUGGGCUUUUUGGGUGGUUGCGAUCUUCAGAAUCUCCGUGACGUCCACGCGAUGGAGUCUUCGUGCCUGUCGCGCAUGGAGGAGGAGAACGCGGCCGCGGAGAGUCAGAUGGCCGAGACCCGCGCCAUGCUCAAGCAGGAGUUCGGGAUCGAGCCCACACUCCAGGAACUGAGGACUUGCUGUAAGCUGGCGGAGAUCGUGUGCACGCGGGCGGCUCGGUUGUACGCCUGCGGCAUUGCCGCCAUCUGCAAGAAGGAGGGGCUCACGCGGGGUCGUGUCGGGGUGGAUGGGUCGGCGUUCAGCAAGAACUACCAGUUCAAGGAGCGGGCUGCUGCGGCGUUGCGGGAGAUCCUAGAGUGGCCGACGGAGGAGGAUCUGAUCACGUUCGUCCCGGCGGAGGACGGCUCGGGGAUCGGGGCUGCAUUGAUUGCGGCGCUGACGGUGGGAGAUCACGGGUGUCUUUCUACGACUGACAACGGCACACGAUGUCAUAUUCUCUAA
This is a messenger RNA of Aspergillus japonicus CBS 114.51, 1464 nucleotides long. RefSeq names its product hexokinase. Gene Ontology annotation, cellular component: cytosol; mitochondrion. Lineage: Eukaryota; Fungi; Ascomycota; Eurotiomycetes; Eurotiales; Aspergillaceae. Gene Ontology annotation, molecular function: ATP binding; D-glucose binding; fructokinase activity. Gene Ontology annotation, biological process: glucose 6-phosphate metabolic process; glycolytic process; intracellular glucose homeostasis. The transcript has 5 exons. The record is from RefSeq and is a predicted model, not a curated record. The coding region runs from base 1 to 1464 and encodes 487 amino acids.